Molecule: messenger RNA, 1398 nt
Organism: Coffea eugenioides
Lineage: Eukaryota; Viridiplantae; Streptophyta; Magnoliopsida; Gentianales; Rubiaceae
Product: ABC transporter B family member 9-like
Exons: 5
Coding region: 1-1398 (465 amino acids)
Biological process (GO): transmembrane transport
Cellular component (GO): membrane
Molecular function (GO): ATP binding; ABC-type transporter activity; ATP hydrolysis activity
Source: RefSeq, a predicted model, not a curated record
AUGUUGCAGAACCUUCUGAAAGAUGGCUUGUCCCUCCUUAUCCAAAAUAUAUUAACAGUUUUUGCUGGAUUGUUCAUAGCCUUAAUGGAGAACUGGAUGUUGACGUUGAUACUUGUUGCAUUGUGUUCUAUGUUGGCAAUGCUAAGCUUCAUUCAAACAAAAUUCCUCAAAAGAUUUGCUGCAGAUGCUGAGCUUAUUUAUGCUGAGCAAAGUCAAGUUGCAAGUGAUGCCAUUGGAAAUAUAAGAACAGUCGCGUCAAUUUGUGCAGAAGAUAAGGUGAUGGAGUUAUAUCGGAAAAAAUCUGGCACCAAAAUGACACACUGGAUCCGACUAGGAAUUAUAAGAAGCGUCAACUUUGGCAUUUCUCAAUUUGGAUACUUUUUCAGAAGUGCCUUGUGUUUCUACAUUGGUUCCGUUCUUGUUGAACACAAGAAAGCAAUUGUGGCAGAACUUUUCAAGGUUUACUUGGCUUUCAUAGCCUCAGCAGUAGGAAUUGCACAAGCCAAUGGUACGAUAUUAGAUGCAAAUAAAGUCUCUGCUUUGGCUAGUUCAUUGUAUAACAUUUUUUACAGCAAAGAGACAAAUGGUUCCAGUAGCACAACGGGCAUGACACUGAAAAAUCUAAGAGGUGACCUUCAAUUCCAAAAUGUUAGCUUCAGUUAUCCAUCUCAGCCAAAUGUACAAAUUCUGAAAGAUGUGUCCUUGAACAUUUCUCCUGGAAAGACCUACUUCAAUCCACUGGACUCUAUAACUCUUGUUGGUUUUAGGCUCCAACUGGACUUGGAUUGCCGUUGUUUUGUUGGAGAAAAUGGGAAUGGCAAGUCAGCAUUAAUAAGUCUAGUAGAGAGAUUUUAUGAUGUUAAAUCAGGAUGUAUAUUAUUGGAUGGCAAUGAUAUUCGAAACUACAACCCGAAAUGGCUGCGACAACAGAUAGCUUUGGUGAGCCAAGAGCCCAUACUCUUCAAAGAUACCAUUCGUCGCAACAUAACAUAUGGCAAGCAAGAAGAUACAACAGAAAAUGAAAUUGUUGCAGCUGCAAAAUUAGCAAAUGCACACAACUUCAUAUCAGCAUUACCUCAGGGCUAUAAUACUCAUGUCGGGGAAUGUGGUGCUCAAUUAUCCGGUGGACAAAAGCAACGGAUUGCCAUUGCACGGGCAAUAGUGAAGGACCCAAAAAUCCUAUUAUUAGAUGAGGUAACAAGUUCUCUAGAUGCAGAGUCAGAAAAAGCAGUUCAAGCUGCACUAAACCAAGUGAUGGUAAGCAAAACAGCAAUUGUUGUGACUCACAGAUUGACAGCAAUUAGAGGAAGUGACACCGUUGCAUUUUUAAGAAAUAGUGUGAUUGUUGAGAAAGGUAGACACCUGUGCAUCCCAUCCCCAAGAAUGCACAUGCGAUAG